CCCAGCAAAAACAGCCCAGGCGGCGGGGAGGGCAGACUCGUCCUGGACACCGGCGCUCAGGGCACCAUGAGCGGCCGAGUUGGGGACCUGAGCCCCCAGCAGCAGGAGGCGCUGACCCGGUUCCGGGACAACCUUCAGGACCUGCUCCCCACGCUGCCCAAGGCUGAUGACCACUUCCUCCUGCGCUGGCUCCGAGAACCAUUCUAAAAAGAUUUACAGAAAAGUUGUGAAGAGAGUACAGAAAGUUCCCAUAGAUGCUGCACACGAACACUUGACUUUCAUAUCCCGGAACUUUGACCUGCAGAAAUCAGAGGACAUGCUCCGUAAGCACAUGGAGUUCCGCAAGCAACAGGACCUGGACAACAUCCUCGAGUGGAAGCCCUCAGAGGUGGUCCAGCGGUACGACGCCGGCGGCCUGUGCGGUUACGACUACGAGGGCUGCCCCGUGUGGUUCGACAUCAUUGGGACCAUGGACCCCAGGGGCCUCCUCCUGUCAGCCUCCAAGCAGGAGCUGAUCCGGAAGCGCAUCAGGGUCUGCGAGCUGCUUUUGCACGAGUGUGAGCAGCAGAGUCAGAAGCUGGGCAGGAGGGUCGACACGGCUGUGAUGGUCUUUGACAUGGAAGGGCUGAGCCUGAGACACCUGUGGAAGCCAGCAGUGGAGGUUUACCAGCAGUUUUUUGCCAUUCUGGAAGCAAAUUAUCCGGAGACAAUGAAGAAUUUAAUUGUUGUUCGAGCUUCUCAAGGGAGUUUGUGUGUUCCAGCCCCCAAGCUGUUCCCCGUGGCCUUCAACUUGGUCAAGUCGUUCAUGGGUGAGGAGACCCGAAGGAAGAUGGUGAUUAUGGGAGGCAACUGGAAGCAAGAGUUGCUGAAAUUCAUCAGCCCCGACCAGCUGCCCGUGGAGUUCGGGGGGACCAUGACCGACCCCGAUGGCAACCCCAAGUGCCUGACCAAGAUCAACUACGGGGGCGACGUGCCCCAGCAUUACUACCUGCGCAACCACGUGAGGGUGCAGUACGACCACCAGGCGACCGUGGGCCGAGGCUCCUCCCUGCAGGUGGACAACGAGAUCCUGUUUCCGGGGUGCGUGCUCAGGUGGCAGUUCGCGUCGGACGGAGGGGACAUCGGCUUCGGGGUUUUCCUGAAGACCAAGAUGGGGGAGCGGCAGCGGGCUGGGGAGAUGACGGAGGUGCUGGCCAGCCAGCGCUACAAUGCCCACAUGGUGCCCGAGGACGGGAGUCUCACCUGCACGGAAGCCGGUGUCUACGUCCUGCGCUUCGACAACACCUACAGCCUGAUACACGCCAAGAAGAUCAGCUACACCGUAGAGGUGCUGCUCCCCGACAAGGCCUCCGAGGAGAAGAUUCAGGGUCUCGAGGACUCAAGACAGUCCCCACUGCAGUGAAGACCCCGCCGCCCCUGUGCCCGAGCUCUCCGACCCCUCAGCACCCUGCUCUGUCUUUGCCCUUCCAGGCAGAGCGGUGCUGGAGGGGACCACGGAGAGCCUCCCACCUCACCUCACCUCGCUGUCUCAGCUCCUUGUGGGCCCGCCUGGCUCGGUGGCCCAGCAGGAAGGGGACCCCCGGUGUGUGGAUCACGGGAAGAUCCUGGCAGACACCCCAUCCCCUGUUCACAGAGAGCCAGUGUCCAGGAGGAAAGAUCCUGCCUGCAGAACCUGCCCUUGUGUCCUUCCCGACAAGGUCCCCGCAUCCUAGGGCACACCCACGCCUGGCCCUGGUUUGGUGGAGGUGUGCCUGAGCCCCGGCUGCAGGGAGCACUGCUCAGGCCUGAAGAGCAGGGAAGCCCCAUUCUCCGCACGUAGGGGCUCAGCAGGGAUGCACCGCAGGGCUGGCUGAAGGCGGCUGGGGAGAGGGAUGGGCAGGCCUGCGGGGGGGGGGGGUGGCGGGCAGCGGCGGGGGGGGGGGGGGGGGCGGUCUCUGUUCUGGCAGAGCGUCAGCUCUCCAGGUUGGCUCUACCGCCUUUGGAGGGAAAAUCAGAAAUAGAGAGUGAGCCAUCAGUGAAGAGCCACACUCAGCCUUCCGCAAAGCCGAGUCUCCCGGGAAUUCCCAGUUUGUCUCUCACCCCGUCCCCACCCGCUGUGAUCCAGCCGACCUCCAGCCUGGUUUCUUUCUGGCUCUGAGUGGGGCCAGGACCCAAGCAGAGCUGGAGGGAGAUGCAGUGGGCGUGCUGGGGUGCAGAGUGGAGCUGCCAUCCCAGGGCACCCAGCCUGGACUCAGACUUGCUCCUUAGGAGAACCAUCAGGCUUUUCCUCCAUCUUUGCGUCUCACCAGGGGGACAGCUGAAGGUCGGCUGCCAACCCUUCCCCUCCCGCGCCCCAAAUGCGACUCAGCAGCAGGCCAGUGAAGGCUUUGUUCCUCAAUGGCUGGCUCUCCUGGGGCCCACAGCCCACAGUCAGGAUCACUGCCGGCUCUGCUGGAAGGACUGCACCCAGCAGGAAGCUGCCAAGCUGACUGUGGCUCUGAGGUUGACUCUAGUUGUCAAUGAAGCCAUCCACCAGGGCCUGAGAGUGCUGCCCCACGACCCUGCACCCUGCCCCCUGCCCUCUGGCUGGGCCAGGCCAGCGGCCCCCAGUACCUCUGAAGAUCCGGCCCCCGGCUCUGGAUUCCUGCUCCCGUACUGCUAUCCCACAGGGUGGAAUGCUGGCCACUCGGGUGACGUCCCCAGGAGUGAAUGGCCAGACGUCCCUGUGAAAGGGGUCCUUGCUGCCAAGUAUUAGCAUCCUGGCCGCCCAGGCCCUUCCCAGGGACUGCAAGCCUCCUUGAGCCCCACUCUCCAGGUGCUUCACCAGCAAGAAGCCCCCCUCUGGUCCCUUCCCCACUUUCAAACUCUGUGCUCUCAUCUUCCCUGGUUAAUAAGAGGUUUCUCGAUUUCCCAGAGCCUGUUUUAGGCAAGGAAAUAAUGAGGCUUGGGAAGGUGGGGGUCUUCCAGUGAGCCAGGUGAGGCCCCAGGCCUCCUUCUGCGGACCCAGCCCUCCAUCCACCAAGAACGAUAGAGCACAGAGUCUGAGCAGGGUCUCUGCCACUAUGCAAAGCAAACUAACUGAAUGCCAGUACUUUCCUGGUGGUCCAGUGGUUAAGAUUUCACCCUCCAAUGCAGGGGGUGUGAGUUUAAUCCCUGACUGGGGAGUUAAAAGUCCCACAUGCCUCAGGGCUAGAAAACCAAAACAUAAAGCAGAAGCAAUGUUGUAACAAAUUCAAUAAACACUAAAAAAACAUAGUCUACCUCAAAAAAUCUUUAAAGAAAGAAAUAAAGAAACUGAAUAUCAUAAGCCAAUGCUGCAAGGCACUCUGGUCCAAAGGAGUGUUUAAAUCAUUUGGCAAGAAAAAAAAAACAAAAAAACUGCCCCACCAUCACCAAGGGGACGGCCUGGGUCCAUCAGGAAAAAAUUCACACAGCAUCUCAAGUCCAAGAGCAUUCCCACAUCCCGGAUGUGGUAGGCUUUCCCAUCACCCCACUUGCACAGGUCACCCUCUGUGCAGCCUCCCAGUUGAAGGGACAUCUAGAGCCCUCCAGGUCCUGGCUUACCAGGGCCAUCUUCCCACCGCCCGUGGCAGGCUGUGGAGGGCACAGCCAGCGGGGGGAGGGGGACCCUGUGCAAGGUUUCACUGGGCCCAACUGUCAUGACGGCGACUCCCAGUGCUUUCCUGCCACCUUCACAUCCCUUGCCUAAAAACAAGAGGUUUGUGGAUAUGAAUGCUGACCCUGGCCUUUCUAACCACCUUUCUAACCACCACUUUAAAAAGGAAGUAGCCCAGAAAGGGGCUGGUUUACCCGGAGCUUGUUUUCUUGUUUGUUCACUCAUUCAUC
Molecule: messenger RNA, 3825 nt
Organism: Bubalus bubalis (water buffalo)
Lineage: Eukaryota; Metazoa; Chordata; Mammalia; Artiodactyla; Bovidae
Product: SEC14-like protein 4
Exons: 13
Coding region: 167-1402 (411 amino acids)
Cellular component (GO): cytoplasm
Source: RefSeq, a predicted model, not a curated record